Molecule: messenger RNA, 3563 nt
Organism: Corythoichthys intestinalis (scribbled pipefish)
Lineage: Eukaryota; Metazoa; Chordata; Actinopteri; Syngnathiformes; Syngnathidae
Gene: sncaip
Product: synuclein, alpha interacting protein
Exons: 13
Coding region: 347-2740 (797 amino acids)
Molecular function (GO): ubiquitin protein ligase binding
Source: RefSeq, a predicted model, not a curated record
GACAACAAAAUCGCAACCGGGCGCGCUCUCGUGCAAAGUGACAUCAAGUUAAACUUCUUUAUGGUUUCUAAACAUGUGGUGGGGUUAAAAAGAAGCAUUUAAAAAGUUAAAUAGCUAAAUCCGGCCUUUGUUAAAUGGGAGUGAGCGGUGUGAGGGGGAAAAAAACCCACAGAGUGAGCUCUCACAGGCAGGCAGGCUCUCUCUGAGGAUAUACAGUAUGUCAAAGUCUUUGUGCUGUUAGCAUCGACGAAAAAAAGGGGGGAAAAACAACAAGCUUUGCAUUGCAAACUCCCCGUUAGCUUGUCUGCUAGAAGCCCACCCGCCCGCCAGGUGAUGAUUUGUGAAGAUGGAGGUUCCUGAAUAUUUGGAUUUGGACGAGAUCGACUUCUCGGACGAUGCUGUAUGUUCCUUUUCGUCUCUGAAGAACAUUCCAGAGUUGUCGAGACGAAGCGAUGCUCAGGCUGAGGAGAGAGCUGUUCCUUCCAUCAACUGGAGUCGUGGAGUGGCGUCCCAUGUGGGCACGGUGGGAAUCAAACCCACGGGUGCUACCGAAGCUCACGGUAAAUUCCGUCCCGUCAAGAGGGUUUCUCCUCUCAAGCAUCAGCCCGAGACCAGAGAGGAGCCUCCGGGCCGGGAUGCCAAGCUUCGAGACCGGGAGCCGACCGCCGCCGAGGACCACCGUCUGCCUGGCGAAACCGCGGGAGCGAAGAUGGUGGACACUGCUGGCACCAGUCCAGCCGCCAACCUCGGGGAGCUGGAGCACUACGACCUGGACAUGGACGAGAUCCUGGACGUGCCGUUCAUCAAAUCGUCCGGCCGACGGACAUCAACGUUGCCGAGAGCCCCGGACAAGCGAGUGGUGAGCGCGGGCGAUGUGGGCGGAGCCACGCUGGAAAGACAACGAAGGCACAACAAUAAAAACAACAAAGAAGACGACAAUGGCAACAAUGCAUCGGCACAGAUGUGCGUCCUGUCUCCUCUGAAGUGGUCGGAUCUGAGGAAGUCCAAGUCCUCGGAUCAGGACCCGCCCCACCUUCUUCGUUCUCAGUCUUCAGGUGGCUUCCAACAUCACCUUCGUCAAUAUCAAGAAGUAGCGCUAUCGUCUUCUUCCUCGCUGCUCAGCUGCCCCUCGUCGCUGUCUUCCUUCCCUGAAGGAGACAAGCUGCUGUCAGCAAGGGUGUUCCCAGAAGCACAGAACCUCAACCAGCACCAGCGGCUGGGCCCGGAACCUCCGGUGGGCCCGGCCGGCGUCUUGUUCCCCCAGCUGGCCGCGCAGGACGCCUCCAAAACCCGAACCUCUGCGGGAGGACAGCACGGAGGAGCCAGAGGGGUGGAGUUGGAUGAGGAAAGCAAGAAGAAGUACAACAUCAUCAACAUUGUCAGGGAAGGUCAAAUCUCGCUCUUGCCUCACCUGGCCGCCGACAACCUAUCGCUGAUCCGCGACGAGAUGGGAAACAACCUUCUCCACGUGUCAGCAUCUCAGGGCCACGCUGAAUGUCUCCAGCAUCUCACUUCUCUGAUGGGAGAGGACGGACUCAACGAACGCAACCAGCAGCAGCUCACGCCCGCCGGACUCGCUGUCAAGAACGGUCACCUCGAGUGUGUGCGUUGGAUGGUGAGCGAGACUGAGGCCAUCGCAGAGCUGAGCUGCACCAGAGAACAUCCGAGCUUGAUACACUACGCCGCUCGCUACGGACAGGAAAAGGUGUUGCUGUGGCUGCUCCAGUUCAUGCAGGAACAAGCCAUCUCUCUAGAUGAGGUGGACCACAACGGCAACACGGGCGUCCAUGUGGCUGCGCUGUACGGACAUCUGACCUGUAUACAGACGCUGGUGGAGUACGGCUCCAACGUGACGGUUUCCAACCAGCAGGGCGAGCGACCGUCGCAGCUGGCGGAGCGUCAAGGUCACGGCUCUUGCGCCCGCUACCUGGUCGUCGUGGAAACUUGCAUGUCCUUAGCCUCGCAGGUCGUCAAGCUGACCAAGCGGCUCACAGAACAAGCGGCUGAGAAGGCCACCCUACAGAAACGGCUACACAAACUGGACAACAGCUGUCCGUCCGGCUCGGAGGCUUGGCCCGAGAUGACGCUGAGCGCGGAAGGAACGUCCGUGGAUGGCGAUUGGCUGGUGCGUCAGGAGACCGGACCUCGGAAAGACAUCUGCGAUACCGCCGGGGUUCCCGGCCGUCGUUGCGGUGCGGCGGCUGAAAAGCGCGACCGGAAGCCGGCGCGUCUGAAGCUGAUGACGCAAAGCUCACUCUGCGAAUCGGAUUCCGAUGCGGCCCCGAGACCCGAUAGGCCGACGCGCCUGCCGAUCGACGAUGAGGAGCGCACGUACCCGGCGUUGUGGAAACGUCUUCCGCCGGCCGACAGGAAGUCAACGGACGGCCCCGCAGAGGCGGGGUGCGACCCGGACACCGGCCCCGACGCCACCGGCUCUCCCAAGGCGGUGGCCACCAGCCCCAAAAGCGCCCUCAAGUCGCCGUCGACGCGCAGGAAGACGCCGCAUAGCCUCAAACUCAGGGUCACUUUUAAUGAGAACCUCCAUCAGGAGGCGGAGCCUAGCAGAGCGGCAGCCACCGGCAAGGAGGCCCCGCCCGCUGGAAACUUGGAGGCCAAGAGACCCUUUGGGGCACUGCGCUCCAUCAUGGAGACGCUAAGCGGAAAUGCAAAUAACAACAACAACACGCACAAUGCAACACACAACCAGUACAAGAACAAAAACAGAAGUGCAAACGUGUGAACGCAUUGUGUCAUCUUGACAUUUUUUAUAAUCACUUUAUUCAUGGCGUCACUUUUUUAAAACAUUUUUUUAAACCGGGCUGUUGCGGACCUUGUCAAUCAUCCCACUUAAAUAGUCAUAAAUAUCAAAAAAUGGGGAAAAAAAUGCAAAUUAAAAAGUUAUGAUUCAUAAAAAAUAUAUAAAUAAUUCAAAUUAAAUUUUAAAAGAUAAAUUGUAAUAAAUUGAAAAACAGACGAAUAAAGACAUAAAUUCAAAUAAGUGUGUAUUUUACUCUGGGAAUUUUAUUUAUUUAUGUAUUUAUUUUACUUUGUGACCUAGCAUAGCUUAACUCUUGCUGCCAUUGACUGAUGGCAUUAAUGGAUUGGACGUGUAUUGGCGUCAAUCACUUUUUUCAAUAUCAAUUUCUCUCUUACGCAAUAUCACAAAUACAUAACAUACCUGACCUGGCAGUGAACGAGUUAAGCUAAUGCUAACUUAUCAAUAGACGUCCACUUUAGUCCACACUGUCUCCGAAAGGGUUCAAUCGUCUUGGGUGGAGGAAGUGGUAGCGGGAAAGACGGUGCAGAGGUCAAAGGUCAUCCAGGCGCUCAACAAUUGCCCGAAUUGCGGAACUCGCCGUUUUCCGUGAUCUGCAAGGACGACGUGUUGCUAGGCGACAAACCGUUCCUCUGCUGCGGCACCCCGUAACGCUCUUUAAGUUGAGCUAACGCCGCCAUCAGGCGACUGUUGGUAGCAUCCAGAUUGGCUAGCCGUUUCUCCUGUAACACGCAAACACAAACAAUAUUUGCUCAAAAACAAAUGCAAUAAAGGACAAUAAACCACC